Molecule: messenger RNA, 1083 nt
Organism: Lachancea thermotolerans CBS 6340
Lineage: Eukaryota; Fungi; Ascomycota; Saccharomycetes; Saccharomycetales; Saccharomycetaceae
Gene: NPY1
Product: NAD(+) diphosphatase
Exons: 1
Coding region: 1-1083 (360 amino acids)
Biological process (GO): NAD+ catabolic process; NADP+ catabolic process
Cellular component (GO): cytosol
Molecular function (GO): NADH pyrophosphatase activity; metal ion binding
Source: RefSeq, a predicted model, not a curated record
AUGAGUACCUUAGCAACUCGUCCUUUGACUCACUCUCUCCACUAUAGCCAAGAAGUACUGAAUAGAGUCUCUUUCUUGCGCAAAGACCCGCAAUUCUUGGAAGAUGCAUUGGCUCACAAUGAAACGCAAUUUGUUCCAUUCGACAACUACCUACCAUAUGUGAAUGAGCGCACCGGGUUUAUUUUGAAACUGAAAAAAGCUGAGGUUGCCAACCUUACGUCUCAAGGCUCAAUCUCCUCGAACCUUGUCUUCUUAGGGCUGCUUUUAUCUCAAAAGUCGGACUUCGUUUACAAAUCAAAGUAUAGAGGAACCCCAACAUUUGCGAUAGAUGUCUCCAUCCAGAGACUGUCCGAUAGUAGCCUACUGGACUCUUCCAAGCCUUACAAGAAGGUCGAGUCCUUUCGCGAUCUCAAUAAAUUGACGGUCGAAGAUUCCAGUAUUGUGUCGCAGGCUCGAAUGUACCUGCAAUGGCUCGACACACACAAGUUCUGUUCGUUGUGCGGCUCCAAGACAAAACCCGUCUACGCAGGAACGCAGCUCAAAUGCGACAACGACGAUUGCAAGUCCAAUAAAAGUGUUUCCAAUUCGUGCUUUCCCAGAACAGAUGCAGUAGUCAUCAGUGCCAUCACUAACAAAGACUAUUCCAAAAUACUCCUCUGUAGGUCUGGGAUGCCUAGAAACAAGGAGAGAAAGCUUUACAGUUGUGUAAGCGGGUUCGUGGAGCCAAGCGAGACUUUAGAGGUCGCUGUGGCUCGCGAAAUUUGGGAAGAAACGGGAUUGGAUACCCAAGAAGUCGAAAUUAUAGCAAGUCAGCCAUGGCCGUUCCCUAACAACUUAAUGAUCGGUUGUGUGGCCAUCGCAGAUGACACGCAAACACCGGAUCUAACACACGAUUGCGAACUGGAUGAAGUACGUUGGGUCCCAUGCUCUGCUCUUGAAAGAAUACUAAAGCUCGAGGACAGUGAAUCGGGAUUUAUUCAAGAUGAAUCCACAGGACUGAACCUUCCAAACGACAGAUCCAUCGCUCACAUGUUGAUGGGCUUUGUUGUCAAAAAGAGUGCUGAGUUGCGCAAAGGUCCUUAA